Eutrema salsugineum is the source of this 1118-nucleotide messenger RNA. RefSeq names its product protein LIFEGUARD 2. Lineage: Eukaryota; Viridiplantae; Streptophyta; Magnoliopsida; Brassicales; Brassicaceae. The coding region runs from base 261 to 983 and encodes 240 amino acids. Gene Ontology annotation, cellular component: membrane. The transcript has 4 exons. The record is from RefSeq and is a predicted model, not a curated record.
AAAGAAGAGAUCUUCAACCUGAGCGGCGAUGUUCCGAUUGAAAACGAACGACCUAUUAUAUUGAAAGUUUACACGUGUCAAAAUCUCAGACGACGACGACGACGACGACGUAUCGGGAAGCUUCUCCUCUUCUCUGGUCUUCCCUUGUUGUUGUGGUGUCUACAUCUUUCCCUCUUCCGACGAUUCCAAUUCCAUCGAUCGCAAAUUUCUUAUUCUUCCCCAGGAUUCCGUAGCCGCCGACGAUUUCCAUCAGGAAGAAGAUGUGGAACCAGGAGUAUGAUCUGGAGUCAGCUCAGACUCCUCUCUACCCGAAGAUGACGACGGAGCCCCCCGAGCUCCGAUGGUCUUUCAUCCGGAAGGUCUACUCCAUCAUCUCCAUCCAGCUGCUCGUCACUAUCGCCGUCGCCGCCACCGUCGUUAAGUUUCCUCCUAUCUCCGUCUUCUUCACCACCACCGGCGCCGGCUUCGCUCUCUACAUCCUUGUUAUCUUCACUCCAUUGAUUGUUAUGUGUCCAUUGUAUUACUAUCACCAGAAGCAUCCUGUGAAUUAUAUAUUACUCGGGAUUUUCACCGUCUCCCUUGCCUUUGCCGUUGGCUUGACCUGCGCCUUUACCAGCGGAAAAGUCAUUCUCGAGUCUGUCAUUUUGACGUCUGUUGUGGUGGUAUCCCUCACUCUCUACACUUUCUGGGCUGCCAAAAGAGGUCAUGACUUCAACUUCCUCGGACCUUUCUUGUUCGGUGCCGUCAUUGUGCUUAUGGUGUUUUCCUUCAUCCAGAUUCUCUUCCCUCUCGGAAAGAUCUCGGUGAUGAUCUAUGGUUGUUUUGCAUCCAUCAUCUUCUGUGGCUACAUUGUAUAUGAUACGGACAACUUGAUCAAGAGACACUCGUAUGACGAGUACAUUUGGGCGGCAGUCUCUCUUUAUCUGGACGUCAUCAAUCUCUUCCUAUCUCUCCUCACUCUCUUGAGGGCUGCUGAUAGUUAGCCCCUUCCUUCUCUUAUAAAACUUUGUCAUUUCUUCAUAUCUCAAAAUUAUUUUAUCUGGCUUGUAAAGGAAAGUUGAACUCUGUAACACUCAUUCUACUUGUGAAAGUCUUAGAAGUCAUCUCUUCUCAAUCAA